Molecule: messenger RNA, 1604 nt
Organism: Diachasmimorpha longicaudata
Lineage: Eukaryota; Metazoa; Arthropoda; Insecta; Hymenoptera; Braconidae
Product: protein phosphatase 1 regulatory subunit 42-like
Exons: 6
Coding region: 88-1176 (362 amino acids)
Molecular function (GO): protein binding
Source: RefSeq, a predicted model, not a curated record
UCAAUACAUGUGAUCCAAUGCCGGCAGAUAGGUGGAUGACAAAAUUGGAUUUCGUGUGAUUCACAAUUUUUAAAUGGUGUUAGGAUAAUGGUGUUGCUGACGACUGCAUUUGUCGAGAAGGAAUGCGUGCGAACGCAAUCCUUGAAGUCGCUGACGAAAGGAGUCUCCAAGAAUUAUUUACGGAAAAUCACCCAUCUUUUUAUGAAUGACAAAUUGAUAGAAGCAAUCGGCAAUUUCUCCGGGUGCAAAAAUUUACGGGUUAUUUACAUGCAGAAUAACUGCAUUGAAAAAAUAGAAAAUUUGGAUUUUGCCAGUAAUUUGACACAUUUAUAUCUUCAACACAACAAUAUUAUGAAAAUUGAGAAUCUGCAGAGUGUCAGAAACUUGAGGAGUUUAUAUCUAGGACACAAUGCCAUUAAUAUUGUACAGGGUUUAGAGGCGUUGGAUAAUUUAUUGGAAUUGCAUAUUGAUAAUCAGAAACUUAAUGUUGGAGAAUGCUUGGUUUUUGAUCCGAGAAGUUUGAAGGCGUUAUCGAAUCGUCUGAAGGUUCUCAACAUAGCGAGCAAUAAAUUAAAUUCACUGAAACAAUUGAGUCACUUCCUGAAAUUGGAAUAUUUGGAUGUAAGAGACAAUAAAAUAGAAGACAUGAGAGAUUUGACUGAAACUGUAGUGACUCUGCCCUUGUUGAAUCGCCUACUUCUUCAGGGGAAUCCCAUAAGACAGAGCUAUCGGUACCGCGAGAAUGUCAUUGCUCACAGCAAUUCCUUAGAGUAUUUAGAUGGAAAAAUCGUAACAGAUGCUACCCGACGGUUCUUGAGUAAAUUCAAGGAGGCUAUGCAACUGAGACUCGAGAAAUGUGGACCAAAACUGUCCCUGAGUGAUGAUAUAACAACUUCAUUAAAUCUGCCUCCGGCAUUUAAACGAUCUGUAUCGCGAGCUAUUUUGCAACAACAACCGGGACCAAAAUUAUCAAUAAGUACAUCGACAGUUUGUGGAGAGAUGGAGUCUCAGCUAUUUCCUUCUUGGAAAUGCAUAUCAGCAAUCCAUGGAAAGAGACAUAAUCACCUGACUCCCCGUCCCCUGUGGAAAGGAACAUCCAUAACGAAACAACAGCCGCGAAGAAUUUCAAAAAUCAUCGACAGCGCGGGAUUUCCACCAAUAACAACAACAUAUUAAGAAUGAAAUUCACGCUAGCCGAAAUAAAGUAAAUUCUCAAAUGUAUUUUGUUAUUAUAUAUUAUUAUGCUGCUGGGAAAAGUGAUUUUGAACACAUCUUAUGAUUAGCCCGUCGUUCCACUCUGACAUACACAUCAUAACAGAAGUUACAGUAACUCAAUAUAAAAAUUCACAAAUAAUGUUUAAUUCACUUUCGUAUUUUGACAAUUACAAUCAGUGUGCUCGUGUCUAUAUAAUUAAUAAUUAAUUUAUUCCCCAGGGAUAUAAUUACCCUUAAAUUUUGGAUUAUUGUUAAUACCGUUGUUAUACCACUGUUUAAUAAUAGGACGAGAAUUGCUAAAAUGCAAAUGAUAAAAAUGCUGCGGACAAUCACUCAUAACCUUCUGAUACAAAAAUUCGAUUUUCCUGCUUUUUAAAUAAGAUAAGAUA